Messenger RNA from Myotis daubentonii (Daubenton's bat), 7607 nucleotides. It is a transcript of the gene LTN1, whose product is annotated as listerin E3 ubiquitin protein ligase 1. Gene Ontology annotation, molecular function: ribosomal large subunit binding; ubiquitin protein ligase activity; zinc ion binding. Gene Ontology annotation, cellular component: RQC complex; cytosol. The record is from RefSeq and is a predicted model, not a curated record. Gene Ontology annotation, biological process: ribosome-associated ubiquitin-dependent protein catabolic process; rescue of stalled cytosolic ribosome. NCBI's taxonomy places the organism in Eukaryota, Metazoa, Chordata, Mammalia, Chiroptera, Vespertilionidae.
AGGGCCGGGAAGUUGUUCUGUGACCGCUUCCGGAGGCAGGGCCGGAAGUGGUGGCCCGGCUGUGUCAACCCGGGGGCUGCGGGCUGAGUGUGGCGGAGGUCGCGACCAUGGGCGGGAAGAACAAGCAGCGGACCAAAGGGAACCUGCGGCCUUCAAACAGUGGCCGAGCUGCAGAACUUCUAGCCAAAGAACAGGGAACCGUGCCUGGAUUCAUUGGUUUCGGAACGUUUCAGAGUGACCUGGGCUACGUUCCUGCCGUUCAAGGAGCUGAGGAAAUAGACAACCUUGUGGAUUCUGAUUUCCGAAUGGUGCUGCGGAAACUUUCUAAGAAAGAUGUCACCACGAAAUUAAAAGCUAUGCAAGAAUUUGGAACUAUGUGUACAGAGAGAGAUACAGAAAUUGUAAAAGGAGUUCUUCCAUACUGGCCAAGAAUAUUUUGCAAAAUUUCACUUGACCAUGACCGCCGGGUUCGAGAAGCCACACAGCAAGCUUUUGAAAAACUUAUCCUCAAAGUUAAGAAACACUUGGCUCCUUAUUUAAAAAGUUUAAUGGGCUAUUGGCUCAUAGCUCAGUGUGACACGUACGCACCAGCCGCGUCUGCAGCAAAAGAUGCUUUUGAAGCAGCCUUCCCUCCCAGCAAGCAGCCUGAAGCCAUAGCAUUCUGUAAGGAUGAGAUCACAAGUGUGCUGCAGGACCACCUGAUAAAGGAGACACCCGACUCGCUCAGCGACCCACAAACUGUUCCAGAGGAAGAGAGAGAAGCUAAAUUCUAUCGGGUUGUAACUUGUUCCUUAUUGGCAUUAAAGAAAUUGCUUUGCCUCUUACCUGAUAAUGAACUUGAUUCUCUGGAGGAGAAAUUUAAGUCUCUUCUAUCACAGAAUAAAUUUUGGAAGUAUGGAAAACACAGUGUACCUCAGAUCCGCUCAGCUUACUUUGAGCUAAUUUCUGCUUUGUGCCAGCGUAUUCCACAACUGAUGAAAAAGGAAGCCUCAAAAGUGAGCUCGUCUGUUCUGCUCAGCAUCGAUGACAGUGACCCCGUUGUCUGCCCUGCUCUCUGGGAAGCUGUGCUUUACACACUUACCACCAUUGAGGACUGUUGGCUUCAUGUAAAUGCAAAAAAAAGUGUUUUUCCCAAACUGUCAGCUGUGGUUCGUGAAGGUGGUCGGGGUCUGGCCACUGUCAUAUGCCCUUAUCUUCUGCCAUUCAUCAGCAAACUCCCUCAGUCCAUCACAGACCCCAGGCUGGACUUCUUCAGAAACUUCCUCACCUCUCUCGUUGCAGGGCUGUCGACAGAGAGAAUCAAAACCAGCUUUUCAGAGUGCUCAGCAGUGAUGUCUGCUUUUUUUGAAUGCCUACGUUUUAUAAUGCAGCAAAGCUUAGGUGAGGAGGAGAUGGAGGAGAUGCUCGUCAAUGACCAGUUGAUUCCUGUGAUUGACACAGUUCUCAAAGACCCAAGAUUGCAAGAUGGGCAGCUCUUUGACUAUUUAGCAGAAACUUUAAGUUCUUGGGAAGCCAAAGCAGAUGUGGAGAAAAAUGAUAAAGUGGCUCAGAACUUUGAGAAAGUGCUGCUGAAUUUCUGGGGGAGACUCUCCGAGAUCUGUUCCGCGAAGAUCGAUGAGCCAGAAGCUGAUGUGAAGUCGGUUUCAGGUGUAUCGAGUCUAUUGCAGGUCCUUCAGAAGCCGAACAGCUCAUUGAAGUCAAAUAACAAAAAAGUGGGUAAAGUUAGAUUUGCUGAUGAGAUGCCUGAAAGUAACACAGAGAAUGAGGCGCGUGUCUCCUCAGAAGGGCAGAGCAGUGAGGCCUGUGAACUGGUGGCUAAGCCGCCUCCCUCCCAUUCCGGCUCAGACUGUUUAUCUCCGCGGCGGAGGAAACCGCUGGAAGACUUAGUCUGCAGACUAGCAGAGAUGAGUAUUAAUUAUGUCAACGAACAGAAGUCGGAGCAACACCUGCGGUUUCUUUCCACUCUGCUCAGCUCCUUCUCUUCGACCCAAGUAUUUAAGAUACUCCUAGGUGAUGAAAAGCCGAGUAUCGUCAAAUCCAAACCCCUGGAAAUAGCCAAACUUAUACAGAAAAACCCAGCAGUGCAGUUCCUGUACCAGAAAGUGGUCGGGUGGCUGAACGAAGACACUAGGAAGGAGGCGGGCUUCGUGGUGGACAUUCUGUACAGUGCCCUCUGCUGCUGUGAGGAUGAGAAGGAGAGAAAAGACGUCCUGGAUGAUCUAACGGAGGUGGAUCUGAAAUGGAAUUCGGUUCUUCAGGUCAUUGAAAAGGCAUGUUCUCGUUCAGAUAAACAUGCUUUAGUAAUUUCUUGGCUGAAAGGAGAUAUCCUCGGAGAGAAGUUGGUAACCCUGGCGGAUCGUCUUUGCAACCAGGACUUGGGAUCUACAGUGACUUCUGAACCUUACUGCUCAGAGCGAUGGGCUCUCUUAGGCUUGGUGUUAUCCCAACAUGUUAACAAUGAUUACUUGAUUGGAGAGGUAUAUGUUGAAAGAAUUAUUGUUAAACUUCAUGAAACCUUAUCCAACAUAAAGAAAUUGUCAGAAGCUGAAAAUAUUGACUCUUCGGUGUCUUUUACCUGUGAUGUGGCCUAUGACUAUUUCAGCUCAGUGACAGGGUGCCUGCUGGUGCCGUCCUCGGAAGACCUGCUGCUCACUCUCUUUCAGUUGUGUGCUCAGAGCAGAGCACACGGGCGCCUGCCAGACUUCCUUAUCUGUAAACUGAAAAACACUUGGCUCUCUGGCGUGAACUUAUUGGUCCACCACCCCGGCCGUCCAGGUCAGCAGAGUGCCUUCCUGCGCGCAUCGGCUCUGUGGCUGAAGACCCAGGCGCAGUCUCCGUCCCUGGACCUUACGAGCCUCCAGGGACUCCUGUCUGCUGUGGACGACUUGCUGAACAAGCUCUUGGAGAGCGAAGAUCCUUCCCUCCUGGGCGUCUACAUUGGGAGUGUGAUGCCGGACCCCAGGGAGUGGGAGAAGAUGAGACAGUCUCUGCCUAAGCAGUGGUUGCAUAGACCUCUUUUAGAAGGACGACUGAGCUUGAAUUAUGAGUGUUUCAAAGCAGAUUUUAAAGAACACGAUACAGAGAAACUUCCUAGCCAUUUGUGUACUUCGGCAUUAUUGAGCAAAAUGAUAUUAGUUGCGCUGAAAAAGGAAAUAGUCCUAGAAAAUAAUGAGCUUGAGAAAAUAACCGCAGAGCUGCUCUACUCGCUGCAGUGGUGUGAGGAGCUGGACAACCCGCCUGCUUUCCUCACCGGAUUUUGUGAAAUGCUGGAAAAAAUGAAUAUUACAUACGAUAACUUAUGUGGACUUGGUAAUACGUCUGGCCUUUUGCACCUGCUGUUUAACAGAUCCAUGGAACAUGGCACCCUGUGGUCUCUUAUUAUUGCUAAAUUGGUCCUUUCCGGAAGUGUGUCACCUGAUGACGUGAAGCAGCAUUACAGGAGGAAAGAAGGGUUUUUCCCCCUAACAGAAGGCAAGAUGCACACCAUCCAAAGCCUCUGUCCGUUUCUGCCCGAAGACGACAAGAAAGAAUUCAUUGCCCAGUGUGUGCCUGCCCUUCCGGCCUGGGCCGAGGAAGACCUUUGCAGUACGAAUGGAGGUUUUGGACAUCUUGCCAUUUUAAAUUCUUGUCUGCAAACCAGAAGCAUAGAUGACGGAGAGCUAUUCCAUGGCAUACUGAACAUUCUGAUGUGCUGGAAGAAAGACCACGAGGACAUUUUUCUUUUCAGUUGUGACCUGUCAGGAGUGAGCCCAGAGGUCCUGGGAGUGAACGUGGAGAUCGUGCGGUUCCUCUCCCUGUUCCUGAGGUGCUGCUCCUCCCCUCUGGCCGAGAAGGAGUGGGACUUCAUCCUGUGCUCCAUGCUGGCCUGGCUGGAGACGACGCGUGAGAACUACGCGCUGCGCUCUGUGCCGCUGGUGCAGCUGCUGGCCUGUGUCAGCUGUGCUCUGGCCUGUGAGCUCAGCGCUUUCUUCGAUUCCACAACGCGGGACCCUGCUGGCCAUCUUCCUGCAAACCUAGUCAGUGAAUGGAAAGAAUUUUUUUCCCAAGGCAUCCACAACUUGCUUUUACCUCUCUUGGUGACAGUUACAGGAGAAAGCAGAGAUACGUCUGAAACAGCCUUUCAGAACGCCAUGCUGAAACCCAUGUGCGAGGCGUUAACGUACAUCCCAAAGGAUCAGCUUUUGAGUCACAAGCUCCCUGCCAGACUGAUCGCCGGCCAGAAAACAAACCUGCCGGAGCAUCUCCAGACUCUGCUGAACACACUGGCCCCGUUACUCCUCUUCGGAGCGCGGCCCGUGCAGAUUGCUGUCUACCAGAUGCUGUACAAGUUGAUGCCAGAAUUACCACAAUAUGAUCAGGAUAAUCUAAAGUCAUACGGAGAUGAAGAGGAGGAACCAGCCUUGUCCCCGCCGGCAGCACUGAUGUCCCUUCUCCACGCGCAAGAGGACCUGCUGGAAAGCAUCCUCGGCUGUGUUCCCGUCGGGCAGGUCGUGGCCAUCCAGCCGCUGAGCGAGGACUUCUGCUCUGUGCUGGGCUACCUCCUCACCUGGAAGCUCAUCCUCACUUUCUUCAAAGCCUCUUCCUCUCAGCUUCGGGCUCUGUAUUCAAUGUACCUCCGGAAAACAAAGAGUUUAAAUAAACUGCUCUAUCACCUGUUCAGGCUCAUGCCCGAAAACCCGACCUGCACCGAGGCAGCUGCUGAGCCCAGCAGGGAGCCCAAGACCUUUUUCACGGAGGAGGUCCAGCUGAGUAUCCGAGAAACAGCAACCCUUCCGUACCACAUCCCGCACUUGGCUUGCUCCGUCUACCACAUGGCCCUGAAGGACCUGCCCGCCAUGGUCCGGUUGUGGUGGAACAGCAGCGAGAAGCGCGUCUUCAACGUGGUCGACCGGUUCACCAGCAAGUACGUCAGCAGCGUGCUUUCUCUGCAGGAAAUAGCUUCUGUGCAGACGAGCACACAGCUGUUCAAUGGCAUGACGGUUAAGGCUCGAGCUACUACUCGAGAAGUGAUGGCCACUUACAGCAUCGAGGACAUCGUCAUUGAGCUGAUAAUACAGCUGCCUUCCAACUACCCGCUGGGCUCCAUCACCGUGGAGAGCGGGCGGCGCGUGGGCGUGGCCGUGCAGCAGUGGCGGAACUGGAUGCUGCAGCUGAGCACCUACCUCACCCAUCAGAAUGGAAGUAUUAUGGAAGGCUUAGCAUUAUGGAAAAAUAAUGUAGACAAACGCUUUGAGGGUGUUGAAGAUUGCAUGAUCUGCUUUUCAGUCAUCCAUGGGUUCAACUAUUCUCUUCCCAAAAAAGCCUGUAGAACAUGCAAGAAGAAGUUCCACUCAGCCUGUUUGUACAAGUGGUUUACAUCUAGCAACAAAUCCACUUGUCCGCUCUGUCGUGAGACCUUUUUCUGAGGUUUCCCCCCCGGAAGUGACCCUGAAGGAAAGCAAAGGCAGUGGACUGGGCCCGCCCGGAAGCGCUGGUGUGCGGAGGCAGUGAGCGUACUUAGACGGACCUGCUCGGGGGAGCCCCUUGGUUAAUGCAAUGGCCCUGCAAUCGGGUCUACUUACCUUUAGGUUGGUUUGUAACAGUUUGGGAACCUUUUCUUUUACAUACGAAUAUUACGUAUUUGGGAGGAAAUAUUUAUAAAAUAGUUUAAUCUCUUUAUAUAUUUAAAAAUAAAUAUGGAAAACCCCUAAAUUACAGAUUUGGAAUUUGUGAAAGCAUUGCAUUGAUCUAUGUUCUAGAACAGUCCAGUGAGGCAAAUGAAUUGAGAGGGAUGAUUUAUACCUAGCAAUAUUUUAAGACUUAUUUAUUAGUUAUGAAAACAAAAUUAAUUAGUAUUCUGCUAUUUGUAGAUUAAUUUAAUGAUAAAAAUGACUAAGCUAUCAAUAUAGUUUAUCUUGAGCUGUUUGAAGCAUGCUCUGCAGUCCUCCAUCAGCAAGUCCGCGGGCCCUCGCGGCCUUCGCUGUUAGGGCUCUGACUUCCAGAGCAGGAACUCACGACCCCGAGCUUUGCUGUGGAAGACUUUCGUGUGCCAUGACAUCCGAACUGUAGACUUGCCCAUGAAUUAUUCUCAGUUACGUGAGAAUUUGAGAGAACAGGAAUCGAUUACUUUAUUCAUGUAGCAGAGGGGCAUCUAGCCCUCUGUGAGAGGGAGGAGGAAAUGAAUGAGCGGUCCUGAAACUUAACACUGGUGAUGGGGGAAAUUAAAAACAAAAAGUAAUGCUGUAGUUGGCUCCCGAUUUUGUAAGCGAAGUUUGCUAUUCAUGCUGCCAAAGUUACAUUAAAUUAGAUUUGAAGAAGCUAAAUUUUCCAGUCAAGUUAAGGUUUUAGUACCAAGUAAAAGGGAAUAUGACAGGCUGGCGUGGAGUAGCGCAACCCCCCUCUGUCACAGCAGUGUCACCCUAACAGCUGUGCCCGAAGCAGAAAGUGUGAGGUUUGGAACUUGGAAUAAUUCCAUUGCAAUCUUUCAUCCCUGGGGAAUAUUAGCAUAUCCAGCAGCCAGGUCACUUGUGAGAUCAGCUAAUCAUCUCUUGCAAAUGUUUAAUUGGCAAAAGCAAUUCAUGUUAAUAAAACAACUGCUCACCAUCAAAUGGGUAAAAUGGUUAUUGUUGAAAUAGUAUGAAUGUGGUCAGAGUAUGGUAGUCGAGAAUGCGGUAUUACGUGCGUUUCAGGUCUCUGGAGUUGUGUUUGUGGGUGCAGAGUCCUACCCAGUUCUGUCUGUCCCCUGAAGUUCUUCUUAGUAUUUAUUGUCCUACUGCCUCGGGGCUCAGAGUCCGUAAGUGAAGUGCAGAUAGCGAAAUCCUACUACCUCUUCUUAACCCGUCUUCAGACGGCCGCUCUUCCCAGGUCGGCCUCUGACAGAGUAUUCCCCAAGGACCGCGUUACUUCUUUCAAAGGCACACACUUUUUCUUUAAAGAUUGUUUUAUAAUGAGAGUUUGUUUAUGACUUUUCCAGUAUUGGUACUUCUCGGCCUCUGACCCAAACCCCAGGCAGGACAUGAAGGGAGGGAGGGAGCAGUGUUGCCAGUGGGACUCGGGCCCCUGCCACUGUGAAGCCCUGUGACCAGGUGGGCACCGCUCCGCACCAGACUCCUCACGUCUCUCUGAGCUGUAAAUACACGUGUACAUAGUGCUUGUUACUGUUACCCGCUAAAGAGAGGGCUUUCCAAAAUGAGACUGGAGUUCAGAGUACCACGCUAUAAACAAUUGUAUUUAUAGAGCUUUGGCAACUCCAGAGAACACCCUUACAUUACAGCAUAGGGACAUUUUAACUUGCAUGAGAUUCAAAGCCCGUUAGCAAAAUUAUUAACUUAAAAUCCUCAUGUAAAUUGAAAAUUUUAGGAUUUAUUUUUAACUCUCUGUACCACACGCUCUAAUGUAUGUACAUAAGUUUCCAUAGCUUAAAUAAUUGUUAUUAAUAAAUAAGUUUGUGCUGUGAAUAAUUAAUUUAUUAUUUUGUUGUUAUGCCAUAUGUGCCCAUUAAAGUUCUUUUUAAUUACACAAUAAUGUCAAAUAUACAGAGUACUAAUAUAAAGCCCUUGUGCUCUUCACAAACUAUUUUGCCACAUUUGCUUCUAAUUUUUAAAGAAAUAAAAUGUUACUCUCUUGUA